AUGGUAGCAUUGAAGAACAUUUGACAAAUCAGUUAACGGAAGCCAAAAAGAAGCAGUUGACGCAACUCAGAGAGGCUCGUUCUUUUCGAAAAAAACAUUUGAUAUUCGCCAAAUCCCCUAUUCACGCAUGGGGUUUAAUCGCACUAGAACCUAUUGCAGCUGAAGAAAUGGUUAUCGAGUAUGUCGGGCAUGUUGUUCGCAAAGGAGUAGCAGAGCUCCGAGAGAAGCGUUAUGAAGCCAAAGGAAUAGGUAGUUCUUACCUCUUCCGCAUUGAUGAUGAAUUCGUUAUCGAUGCGACAAUGUGGGGCAAUAAUGCUAGAUUCAUCAAUCACAGUUGCCAACCAAAUUGCUACGCAAAGAUUAUCACUGUAGAAGGAAAAAAGAAAAUUGUUAUAUAUUCCAAGCGUGACAUUAAUGUAAUGGAGGAGAUCACUUAUGACUACAAGUUCCCCUAUGAAGAGGAAAAAAUACCCUGUCUCUGUGGCGCACCGUCUUGUCGAGGCACAUUAAACUGA
Molecule: messenger RNA, 515 nt
Organism: Protopolystoma xenopodis
Lineage: Eukaryota; Metazoa; Platyhelminthes; Monogenea; Polystomatidea; Polystomatidae
Source: the annotation of a GenBank genome assembly